This is a messenger RNA of Debaryomyces hansenii CBS767, 2436 nucleotides long. RefSeq names its product Mnn4-4p (gene MNN4-4). The transcript has a single exon. The record is from RefSeq and is a predicted model, not a curated record. NCBI's taxonomy places the organism in Eukaryota, Fungi, Ascomycota, Pichiomycetes, Serinales, Debaryomycetaceae. Bases 1 to 2436 code for a protein of 811 amino acids.
AUGAUGGUGAACUAUUCAUUGCCGAGAAUAAUCACUUCGAAGACUACUGUCAAGUGGGCGAAAUUCUUGAUUGCAGCAAUAGUUUUAAUACACGUAACGUAUUUUUCCAUAUAUAAUUUUACGGAAUACAAGAUUGAAGAUAUUAGCAAAGUAUAUUCGUCUUAUACAUCGGGUGAUGAUUCUAAUCAACCACAACAGCCAAUAAAUAACCUUGCUGAAGACAGCAAUGGUAUGACAUUACAGAGAAAAAUUAAGAAGAAAUUUGCACAGAUUGAAAAGGAUAAGAAUAGAUUCUGGUUGGCACAGACUGGGUUAACGGAAACGGAGCUAGAUGUCUCUAUCAAGCCAUUUUUAUCUACUUACGAUGACGAAAAUUCAUGGAAGAACAAAAACGAACUAUUCUAUGACCCAAGGUUUACGUUAUCCAUUUACCUUAAUGAAAUCAAGCAGCAGGCGUUGAGUCAAAGUGGCACUGCCUCUACGGAUUCGUAUGGCAAAAUUGACUUUAAGACAGUCAAACCUAUCACGUUACCGUUUAGCUGGGCAGAUUGGAUGGAUUUGAGAAGACUAAAUGAUGAAUUAAACAAACCAAUGAAUGAGCGAAUUACUUGCCAAUAUAUUAAGGAUCGUACUAAUAAUAACCCAGAUACUUCUUACUUUUGCUUGGAGAAUGAGAAGUUAACUGACGAAAAAGUUAAAGAAUUGGGUUUUAAGCAUAGAGAGCAGUUGCCAGGAUUCCUUAUCCAUGGACAUUCGAGUCACGAUGAUCGUCCAUAUAACGAUAUUAGAGUGUUGGAAUCAAAGGCAUAUGCUUUAACGCAUUUACCAAAGCCUAAUAGAGUUAUUUUGUUGAACGGUGAUGCGAAAGGUGGUACAUUUGAAUUCAUGGUUGAUCAAUCUGAUAAUCUGAGAUUAGCAACAUCAAAUAUGGUUACGAAUUAUUUGAAAAGUAACAAUAUAAACCCCGAAAAGGUUGAAGAUGAUACUGUGCUUAAAUUUGACCAUACUGAGGAAUUAAAGGGUUUAUUAGAAAAGGUUACUCCUAAGUAUUUGCCAGACGAAGAAGAUAAACAUCAUAUGUACAAAAUUUUAAGAAGGCAAAAGAAUCCCAAAGCUUCAAGAGAAAUGGUUUUGACCAAAGAAAUGUUUCACUAUCCACCAGCGAUGAUUUCACUGCAGAUUAAUUUUUACGAAAAGAAGAGUGAUAUCCCAUUAGCUGAUAUUACUAGACAAGAAAGAAUGUACUACGAUGGCUUAAAGGAUUGCGCAAAUUAUAAUGAUGAUAAUGAACCAACGUAUUUCAAGAUGGCCACUAUUAGAAUUGAUGAUGACAAAAAUCGUGAUCAUGAAUGGGGAUGGCACUAUGAUUGGAGAUUCUUCAAUGGUGCAUUAAAUUAUAAAAGAAACGGGUGGUCUAAAUCUGAAUUGAUUAUCAGGACAAAUAUCAUUUUAGACAGGUUGUUGAGAAAUUGGAAUAGGUUUGCUGAAGAAAAAGGUAUCAUUACCUGGAUUAUGCAUGGUCCUUUACUUUCUUGGUAUUGGGAUGGCUUAAUGUUUCCCUUCGAUGUUGAUAUUGAUAUACAGAUGCCAAUGAUGGAAUUAGCAAGAUUAGCUAAGGACUAUAAUCAAACUUUAGUUCUUGAAGACCCUAAAGAAGGUUAUGGCAAAUAUUUAAUUGAUGUCGGUACCUAUAUUCACAACAGAGGCAUUUCGAAACAGUCAAAUCAUAUUGAUGCAAGAUUCGUUGAUAUUGAUUCUGGAAUUUAUAUUGAUAUUACAGGUUUGAGUAAAUCGAAAGCCAAUACACCAGAGGAGUAUGUCAAUAAUGAGUUAGUUAAUAUUGAUAAGGGGUUUCACGACGAGCAAGUAGAAAUCUAUAACGAUCGUCGUAAGCACUUCUACAAAUUAGAACAAUUAUCACCUUUGAAAUACUCCAUGAUGGGUGGGGUCCCUGUCUACAUACCACUGACCAUAACUGAUAGAUUAAUUUUUGAGUAUUCGAAGGGUUUGUCGUCGUACGAGUUCAAUGAUUGGUAUUUUGUCCACAAAAUCAACCUAUGGUUGAGAAAAGAACAAAUUGCUGAUGUCUUCGACGAAACCGAGAUCCGUAACAACGAGGGAAACAUAGAUAAGGACAAACUAUUACUAAGAAUCUCCAAAAUGACAGAUGCUCAAGUAUUGAGAUUAUUGGAAGACGAUCUUAUUUUGGUUGAAUACUACUUAACUAAGCAAUACACCGAUAUACAUGCGCGAGAAAGAAAGUAUUUAUUUGACCAUCUCGGAAGAGAUAAUACAGCAUUAAAGGGCGAUAAAAGAUCAAAACAAGAGUAUAAUAAAUUAACCUCAACAUUUAAAAUGAAAAAGCCCUUGAGAAAGGCCCUAUUCGAUUUCGAAAAUAUAGAGAGAUUGAAGCAUCAUAUAGCUGACACCGACUAA